Salmo salar (Atlantic salmon) is the source of this 6335-nucleotide messenger RNA. NCBI's taxonomy places the organism in Eukaryota, Metazoa, Chordata, Actinopteri, Salmoniformes, Salmonidae. The record is from RefSeq and is a predicted model, not a curated record.
AAUUCCUUGGACUUGUGAGCGAGUCGGAGGUUGCUGCAGGAAGGGGAGAUCGGAGGUUGGAUCUACACCCGGCAGUCUAUUGGGGAAACUUCCACUUUUAUAAACAAGUGUCGGGCUGCCCUGGUUGAAGAGGAUACGAGUAACAGGAUCAGCUGGUGGUUGGACUCAACAACAUGAUUAUUGGAGACCUGGCCACAGCAAGGCCCAGGAGAAUGUGUUUAACCUGAAUCUGCUGGUGUGCUGCUCAUCUGCUUAGGUGUCAUGGAGGAUGGGAAGCCGGUGUGGGCGCCCCACCCAGGAGAUGGGUUCCAGCUGGGGACCAUAGUGGACAUAGGAGCAGACAGCUUGACCAUCGAGCCGCUGAAACAGGGGCAAAAGAGCUUUACGGCCCAGCUCAACCAAGUGUUUCCGGCUGAGGAUGAUGUCAACAAACAUGUGGAAGACAACUGUUCUUUAAUGUACUUGAAUGAAGCCACUCUCUUGAACAACGUCCGUGUGCGGUAUAGUAAAGACAGAAUUUAUACGUUUGUAGCUAAUAUCCUGAUAGCAGUGAACCCCUACUAUGACAUCCCAAAGCUCUAUGCUCCAGAGACCAUUAAACAGUACCAUGGGAGGUCCCUGGGCACCCUGCCGCCCCACGUCUACGCUAUCGCUGACAAGGCCUACAGGGACAUGAGGGUGCUGAAGAUGAGCCAGUCCAUCAUCGUGUCUGGGGAGUCUGGUGCCGGGAAGACUGAAAACACCAAGUUUGUCCUCCGAUACUUGACAACAUCCUAUGGAACAGGUCAAGAUAUUGAUGAGAGAAUAGUUGAAGCCAAUCCCCUGCUAGAAGCUUUUGGAAACGCUAAAACUGUCAGGAAUAACAACAGUAGUCGCUUUGGGAAGUUUGUAGAGAUCCACUUCAACGAAAAGAAUACUGUGGUGGGAGGCUUCGUGUCCCACUACCUGCUGGAGAAAUCCAGGAUCUGCCAGCAGAGCCAGGAGGAGAGGAACUACCACAUCUUCUACCGGCUGUGUGCUGGAGCCUCCGAGGACAUCAGGACCAAGUUCCACCUGGAAUCACCAGACACCUUCAGGUAUUUGAACAGAGGAUGCACUCGCUUCUUUGCGAACAAGGACACAGACAAACAGAUCCUUCAGAACCGCAAGAGUCCAGAGCACCUGAAGGCUGGGCCCCUAAAGGACCCUCUGCUGGACGACCAGGGGGACUUCAACAGGAUGUGCGGGGCCAUGAAGAAGAUCGGCCUGGAUGAUACAGAGAAGCUGGACCUGUUCAGGGUGGUGGCCGGGGUGCUGCACUUGGGCAACAUCGACUUUGAGGAGGCAGGCAGCACAUCGGGUGGCUGCACCAUAAAGAACCAGUCAAGCCAGACGGUGGAGUACUGUGCUGAGUUGCUGGGUCUGGGAGAGCAGGACCUGAGUGUCAGCCUCACGUCCAGGGUCAUGCUCACAACAGCAGGGGGCGCCAAAGGAACAGUUAUCAAAGUGCCACUGAAAGUGGAGCAGGCAAACAAUGCACGGGACGCCCUGGCCAAGGCUGUGUACAGCCGGCUGUUUGACCACGUGGUCACCAGGGUCAACCAGUGCUUCCCCUUCCACUCCUCUGCCAACUUCAUCGGGGUUCUGGAUAUCGCAGGCUUCGAGUACUUUGAGCACAACAGCUUUGAGCAGUUCUGCAUCAACUACUGUAAUGAGAAGCUGCAGCAGUUCUUCAACGAGCGCAUUCUGAAAGAGGAACAAGAGCUGUAUCAGAAGGAGGGCCUUGGAGUGAACGAGGUCCGGUAUGUCGACAAUCAGGACUGCAUCGACCUUGUGGAGGCCAAGCUGGUGGGCAUCCUGGACAUCCUGGAUGAAGAGAACCGUCUACCUCAGCCCAGCGACCAGCACUUUGCAGAGACCGUUCACAACAAGCACAAGAACCACUUCCGACUGACCGUGCCCCGGAAAUCAAAGCUGCAAGUUCACAGGAAUGUGAGGGAUGACGAGGGAUUCAUCGUCAGACACUUUGCAGGAGCGGUGUGCUAUGAGACGACCAAGUUUGUGGAGAAGAACAAUGAUGCACUGCACAUGUCCCUGGAGUGCCUGGUGAGUGAGUCAAAGGACCGGUUUAUCCGGGAGCUCUUUGAGAACUCCAACAACACCAAGGACUCGAAACAGAAGGCCGGCAAGCUCAGCUUCAUCAGCGUCGGCAACAAAUUCAAGACCCAGCUGAACAUUCUUCUGGAGAAGCUUCGCAGCACGGGCUCCAGUUUCAUCCGUUGUAUCAAGCCCAAUCUGAAGAUGGUCAGCCACCAGUUUGAAGGGGCCCAGAUCCUCUCUCAGUUGCAGUGCUCAGGAAUGGUGUCAGUGCUGGACCUGAUGCAGGGAGGCUUUCCCUCCAGAGCGCCAUUCCAUGAGCUCUACAACAUGUACAAGCAGUACAUGCCUGCCAAGCUGACUCGCCUGGACCCAAGACUCUUCUGCAAGGCUUUAUUCAAAGCGCUGGGACUCAACGAGAAUGAUUACAAGUUUGGGCUGACCAGAGUGUUCUUCAGACCUGGGAAGUUUAAAGAGUUUGAUCAGAUCAUGAAGUCGGACCCAGACCACCUGGCGGAGCUGGUGAAGAAGGUCAACCAGUGGCUCAUCUGCAGCCGCUGGAAGAAGGUCCAGUGGUGUUCCCUCUCUGUCAUCAAACUGAGGAAUAAGAUGCUGUACCGUGCCAGUGCCUGCAUCAAGAUGCAGAAGACGGUGCGCAUGUGGCUGUGCAGGAGGAAGCACAAGCCGCGGAUCGAUGGGUUGGUGAAGGUGCGUAACCUGAAGAACAGGAUGGAUAAGUUCAAUGAGGUGAUUGCCGGCCUGAAGGAGGGGAAGCAGGAGAUGAGCAUGCAGAUUCAGGGGCUGGACGCUGCCAUCAACACAACCAUGCUCAAAAUCAAGACCACAGCAAUGACCCGCAUUGACAUGGACCAUGAGUACCAGGCCCUGGUGACCAGGUCAGAGGAGCUGCUGACGGCCAUGCAGAACAAGAAGAAGGAGGAGGAGGAGAAGGAGCGACUGAAGAAGAUCCAGGAGGAGAUGGCGAGAGAGAAGAAGAGGAGGGAGGAGGAGGAGCAGCGCUGCAAGCAGGACAAAGAGGACAGGCGUCUGAAAGCGGAGAUGGAGCUGAAGCGGAAACACGAAGAAGAGGAGCGGAAGCAGAGAAAGGAAGAGGAGAGGAAGCUUCAGGCAGAGAUGGAUGUUCAGCUGGAGGCUGAGCGGGAGGAGGCGGCGGCACGUCAGAACAUCCUGGAGCAGGAGAGGCGCGACAGGGAGCUGGCCAUGAGGAUCGCCCAGAGCGAGGCUGAACUCAUCCCAGAGGACACCCUGAACGACGCAGGCCUGCGCAGUAACGGCACCUCAGGUGGUCCAUCCUCCCCAGAGAGAGCUACUGGACCUGGUGGAUCUCAAAAGCUCAAGAGCAUGUCCAUGGAGGAAAUGGCCAAGGAAAUGUCUGAGCUUCUGUCUAGAGGCCCACAGGUUCAGGCUACCAAAGCUGCUGCUGCUGGCACCAAGAAGUACGAGCUCAGCAAGUGGAAAUACGCCGAGCUGAGGGACGCCAUCAACACAUCCUGUGACAUUGAGUUGCUGGCUGCCUGCCGAGAGGAGUUCCACCGCCGGCUGAAGGUCUACCACGCCUGGAAGUCAAAGAACAAGAAGCGUGGCAACAACCCCGGCAUCACAGAGCAGAGGGCCCCCAAAUCAGUCACCGACUAUGAUCUCGCACCUCGUGUGAGACAAGCACCCCAGGCGAACUCAGCCCCGCCCAUCCCAGCCAGGCAACAUGAGGUGGCCAUGAACAGGCAGCAGCGCUACUUCCGCAUCCCCUUCAUCCGGCCCGGGGACCAGUACAAGGACCCCCAGAACAAAAAGAAGGGCUGGUGGUACGCCCACUUUGAUGGGCCCUGGAUCGCCAGGCAGAUGGAGCUGCACCCGGACAAGCAGCCCAUCCUGCUGGUGGCAGGGAAAGACGACAUGGAGAUGUGUGAGCUGAGCCUAGAGGAGACAGGCUUGACGAGGAAGAGGGGGGCUGAGAUCCUGCCCCGGCAGUUUGAGGAGAUCUGGGAGCGCUGCGGGGGCAUCCAGUACCUCCGUAGAGCCAUCGAGAAACGACAGGCCCGCCCCACCUACGCCACAGCCAUGCUGCAGACCCUCCUCAAGUAAAGGGUGUAGGGUGAAUUUGCCCCUAGUCGCUGAUCGUGGGUCAGUUUAGCAUUUUCCCCACCUAAUGGUUAAGGUUAGGAUUGGGGGAGGGGAAGCUGAUCCUAGAUCUGUACUCUGGGAAACUUCACCCUGGAGCUAAACCCCCCUGUCUUAAAUCGCGGGCCUUUCUCUCACUACAGCAAAGGGAAGAAUGCACUAAGCUACUGUACCUAAACACAGUGGGUAUUCAAAAAGUUAACCACUUUUUGUCAAUUGUCUUUUUUCUUUUGUUCAUGAUAUUGGUCUUGGCUGCUUUCAAUUGUCUUGAUGUAUUGUUUCUUGGUGGGUGCGGGGGAAUUUGCAGUGAACCUAUGCGAGGAAUCAGACAGUGACUAAUUAUUACAUCUAGUUUUGUUUCUCGAGCAAUUGUGGAUGUUUUCCUUUUUUAAUAUUCCUGCUACUUUAACUACGAGGCCUUAUAAAAAUUACUUUAACGGGGUAAUUUGCUGAAAGUAGGAAGUGUUUCAAAGCUGCCUCCAAAUAAGUUUGAGUAUUGUUGAUGUUUAAUAUUAUGUCUUUGUGAUUUAAACUGAAGUCAACAUUUUGUCGAGCAUUUCACUCAAACAGAUACUUGCUGUUUACUUUAUUUUCAUGUAGUUAUUAUAGGAUAAUACUUGCACAAGAGAGGGGUAGAAAUGGGCUAGGUUGGGGUAGAAAUGGGCUAGGUUGGGGUAGAAAUGGGCUAGGUUGGGGUAGAAAUGGGCUAGGUUGCACCUCUCUGUUUUCUCAUGUGAGGCAGUUAUACUUGAGCAUCAGGUUCUUCUCUAAGGAUAUUUUUUAGUAACUGCACAUAAAUUCACAUUAAUUUCUAAUUAUAAUAUUUGAUAAUACUGUAAUAAGUUUUUUACCUCUGGCUUUCAGACUGAAUACAAUAUGAGUUUGUUGAUUUGUUCCUUCAGUCCUUACUGUUUGGUUAGUAGCUGUUUGUUUUAUUCUUCAUGUGUGAUUUAGGUUUGCUAAUGAAAGGUAAAGAAAUAUUUCCUUUUCACAUUCCCCAACCAUUCAUUUCUAAAGCCACAUGGUUGAAAUUGAAAUGCGUUGUUUCAUGUUCUCCACAUGAAACAAUGCAUAUUCCAAAUAUUGAAACAGAAAGAAAAAUGUAUGAAUCAAACUUAAUUAUGAUGAGAAGUGAAUAAUGCAAAUCUUGAGAUACUCUACGAUAUCAAAUCAUACUGUCGGACCAAAUGUGUGUAUGGGACAAAAACUGAAUAGUAAAAUCGUGUUGAUGUCUUCUUGACACCAACUUCAUUCAAGCUCAUAUACAAUAUAGUCAGCUAUUCUUCCCUCUGCUAGAUACAGUACAUCAGCUCAUAUUCCAAUAGACACAUACAGAAUGUUCUACGUGUAUGAUAGAGAGUAAUGUUUCUACACAGGAAUGUACACAUUUAUUUUCUAAAUAAAUAUUUCUACUCUAAGAUACUCUAAAGCAUGUGUCAAACUCAUUCCACAGAGGGCCAUGUGUCUGCGGGUUUUUGCUCCACCCUCGUAUUUGAUGAAUUAGUAAGGACCUCCCUUCACCUAGUUGUCUACUGUAGGUCUUAAUUGAAAGGAAAAACCAAAAACCUGCAGACACUCAGCCCUCCAUGGAAUGAGUUUGACACCCCUGCUGUAAAGGGUUUGGGCACAUGACUCAUGUUUCUUAAAAAAUAAACAAAUGAUGAAGCAAUAAUUUACACACGCAACACUACGAGGAGGACAGACGGUCUCCAAAACACACAGGACAUGACAAUCUUGUAAGGCUGUUAGUCUUGAGUUUUUUCUAGCGUUUCUUCUCGUUCCCUUGGACGCUCUGCACAAAUGAAAGGCGACGUCGUGGUUGUUUGAAAUCUAUCCGCUCGUGCUCGUGUCUAAAGCAUGUCUUCAGUUUAGACCGAAGUAUGUAUUUCUGACUUAAACAGCAGAGUUUACUACUGUACUGUGUGUAUUUCUGACUUAAACAGCAGAGUUUACUACUGUACUGUGGGGUCUCCUUGAAUAUCGCUUGUAAUGUACAACAAAUGACUGACUGGCUUCCAUAUGCUCUGUAUCUCACAACACGCAUAGCAAUCAUUCCUCAGAUACUGCCUUUUCUAAUGCUGAUCUCUAACUGAAAUAAACGCAUUUCAUGCUUCACUCAA